Tetrapisispora phaffii CBS 4417 is the source of this 2526-nucleotide messenger RNA. RefSeq lists its product as uncharacterized. Lineage: Eukaryota; Fungi; Ascomycota; Saccharomycetes; Saccharomycetales; Saccharomycetaceae. The transcript has a single exon. The record is from RefSeq and is a predicted model, not a curated record. The coding region runs from base 1 to 2526 and encodes 841 amino acids. Gene Ontology annotation, biological process: fungal-type cell wall organization.
AUGACUGUUGCUGGAGACAUGAAGAUCGUGUCUUCUACAACGAAUCUGGAUGUACUGAGGGAAGGGAAAUUUUUCAGCAGUUCUAAAGAUUCUAGCAAUAAUGACACCUGCGGUAACUUGAAAAUUCCAAAUGUUAAUAGUCCCAGAUCGAGGGCUGUUAGUCUGACGUCUAGCAAUGGGUCUAGAGCUUCCAACGGCAUCAGGACUGUGGAUUUGAACCAUGUUGCAAGACGUCCAAGCGAUAAUUUGUUGUUCAAUUCGUUGCUGGAAAACGAUAAUGAACUUAACAACACCUACGCGGAUCUUCAUCCACCACAAUUGAAUAAAUAUAUAAACGAUGGUAGUAACACAAAGAAGAAUAGACCAAUAUCAAAUGACUCCAUCUACACAAGGUCAACCGAAGUAUUCUCUUCCCAUUCCUCAACAGGGACUAUCUCUAGAUCUUCUUCAAAUGUUGAAGCAGAUGAUAUGCAUACAAAUGAAACACAGAACUCAUCGUUGGAGCAACCACAGAAAACGAAUUUCUAUUUUAAUGCAACUCAAGGAUCAGUGAAUCAUGGAAGUUACAUAUCAAGAGCUGCUUCUCAACCAAAUAUACCAUCAUCUGAAAAUAUGAAUUAUUACAAGAAAUCGAAUACUAAUAACCAGACAAUAAACAACCAAAGUAAUAUAAUUAAAACACAAAUUGCAUCACACCAUAACACAGUAGGCUCCACAAACUACAAUGGCUUCAAAAGUACACCUGCGAUAACAGAACACACCAAUUCACACAAAGAAAAACCUCACAUGCCAGCAUUAACACCUUCUCAACGUUAUAGGUUACGGAAAGUUAAUACAGAAUCCUCUGUAAGAAGAACUGCAAAGGAAAAAGAAAAAUACUAUGUAGAAAAUGACGUUAACGAUAAUUUAGAUGUAGAUGAUAUAGACGACUCUUUGAUUUGGGAUAUACCCAUGGCAUCUUUCUCUACUACUUCCUUCUUAAAUAGGAAGAAAAGUUUAAAGAAGAAGGGAAAUAGAACAAUGGAAAAUUUAACAUACAGUGAUAGUAGUAAGACCUCUAAAUCAAGCGCUGAUCAAAACACUACAACCACAAAUAUAGUUAAAAAUAACAAGUAUUUGGCUAGAAACGGAAGUAAACGUCAAUUUAAUAGUAAUUAUGAUUUUUUUGAAAUGCCCAUCACACCUAUCCCUGGCAUCAGCAAACAAUCCGAUCUGAAAUAUAUCCAUGAUACAACAUCGAACCUUUCAUCCAUGUACUUACACUCUUCUAUUAAAUUGUCAGGAAAUAAAAUGUCAACCAGGGCACAGUCUGUUGAUUUUUUACCUUUGGAGUUUAAAGAGAAUUCACAGAAUGGCUUUGAAGACUUAUUAACAGUAUCGGAAGAUAAACUCAAUUUGGUCUCAAACUCAAGACCUUAUUGGCUGCCACCUAAGGACGCAAAUGAGAAAAUAACUCAAGAAAGGCAAAUUUCGAAAACUAUAAGCAUUGCAUCAAUUGAACAGUUAGAUAAGAAUAAAUUUACUGAAACAAGAAUGAAGAAUGAUUUAGUAAAUCAUAAUAAAGUUCUUUCACUUCUAGAGAAAGGAUUGACGAGAAACUCAUCAAUACAAUCUCUGAAAUCAAUCAUUUGGGAAACAGGAUUGACAAAGGACAUAAGGAUAUCGGUUUGGAGUCAAUUAUGCCAGGAUAAUGAAAAAUUCGUUUCCAAACAUUUUUUUGAAUCUUUUGAAGAUCUAAAUAGCAUUUUACGAAAGAUGGAUUUUCCUUUGGUAAAGCAAAGAGAGAUAGAAAAAUUGAUUGAAAACAAUAUUUCAAUGAAGUUAUCAGGAAAAUACCCAAUUUCUGAUAAGUUAUUAUACUUAUUAAAAUUAAAAUCAAUUUCAAAAGAAGGCGUUUUACCUGGCGAUGACCUAUUAUUCCAUCAUUUGUUGAUUGAAUAUUUUGGCAAUGAUUCAAUAUCCGAAUGUAAUACUAAAGCAGCCGAAUCACUACUUAAAGAAAUUUGGGAAUUAGUUAAUCUAUUUCAACUUAUUUGUUUCAAUGACAAAGUGAAAGAAAAAUAUGACUAUCAUAUUAUGGACAGAUAUGGUGUAGUUGGUCAUUAUAUUGCUAAUAACAAAUAUUUCCAAGAAGAAUAUAACAUAUCCUGUUUAAACAUUGGUAACUUUUGGCAUAUAUUAGAAAGAAUCGAUCAUAAUUUAUUUCUGUGGAUAGUUGAUAUUAUAAUUGUGUUAAACUCACAGGCAAUUGAAAAAAAGACAUAUUCACAAUUGGAACAAGAAUAUAAAGGGAAGUCCUGGGAUCAUUAUAGGUCAAAAAAUAUUGUAUCAAAUUACAAAAUAUUAUUAUCGUUAACAUUAGACGUUUUACUAAAUUAUCACUUUGGUUUUAAUGAUUUAAUUAAAUUAUCAUUUUUGGAAGAUAAAAAUUUUUGUAUUCCAAUGACCAUAGAUGAAAAAAUGGAUGAAAAUGAUGUUAAUGCUUUAUUCAUCAAAAAAUGGCUGCAUUAUUAUAAAAAAUUCUGA